Messenger RNA from Sphaeroforma arctica JP610, 4649 nucleotides. RefSeq lists its product as hypothetical. The coding region runs from base 129 to 4451 and encodes 1440 amino acids. The transcript is spliced from 29 exons. NCBI's taxonomy places the organism in Eukaryota, Ichthyosporea, Ichthyophonida. The record is from RefSeq and is a predicted model, not a curated record. Gene Ontology annotation, cellular component: cytoplasm. Gene Ontology annotation, molecular function: ATP binding; ATP hydrolysis activity.
CCGUGAUAUGAGUGCGCAAUUACACAUAGCAAUCGCAGUGGUUCAUAAUCAAUUCUAAUAGCAGAACGUACUCGCCCGCGAGGUUUUUUUUGGCACUUCAGCAUUGGGCCGAGACGUGUGCCAAAGCGAUGGUGCUUUCGUUUGGAGCUCCGCUUGGACAUCGUGUUAAUCAGCUUACAAAAGCCUCAUGCUCGCUCUUGAGAAUAUGUUAUGCUUUAGUUGACAAUAACUUUGGUGCAUGUUUACCGACCAGGAGACUGCUCAGUUCGAGUCGUGUACUCAUAAGCGAACAUCGAGAGCGGACAGCACAGAUCCGUAUAGGCCAGGUGGAGAUAGACAGGUACAAGCCCAAACACCCGGAGAAUGUGCCUGCCAAUUACACACACCAGAUACCGUCGCAAUCUGAUCUGCGAGUGCUACGAUGGAUUAUACAGAAAGACAAACUGGCACAGGACAUGUUCUUGGUUGGGCCUCCGGGGCCCGAGGCCAGGCGUUUAGGACUGUGGUACGCCGAAAUGACCGGUCGGGAAGUGGAAGUAGUGGCACUCUCGAAAGACACCACCGAAUCGGACCUCAAGCAGCGCCGCGAGAUUAAGAAUGAGAGUGUGCUAUACGUUGACCAAGCACCUGUGCGCGCGGCCAUGAAGGGCAGCCUGUUGAUUCUCGACGGCAUAGAAAAAGCCGAGAGAAAUGUGUUGCCCACAUUGAAUAAUCUGUUGGAAAAUCGUGAAAUGGCUCUCUCGGACGGGAGGUUCCUCUGCAAUCCCGACAGAUAUGACAAAUUGGUGGCUGAGGGACAAACUGUGGCUCAACUGGACCGCGAGCAGUUGGUUAGAGUUCAUCCAGACUUCCGAGUGCUGGCCAUAGGACUGCCCGUACCGUCAUUUCCUGGAUACCCGCUUGAUCCUCCACUCAGGUCGCGUUUCCAAGCAGCCGAGGUGACGGCCCCAACAGUCGCGGAUGUGCUGCGCCAAGCGCGGCCCUCCAGCGACUACAGUGUCACACACACCCCGCCUAUCCAUACACACACACAAGCUCACUCACAAGCAUACACUGAGGAAGCUGCCAUACAUAGAGAGCGAAUCACCACCAAAGGCGUGCGCGAGCUUAUCGCCCUAUCCACCUCUCUGCGCAUGGCACACAACAACAGCCUCGUGCGUACAAGCACAGCGCGACCGUUAUAUUUGAGUCACGAAAGUGUUAUGAGCGGUGCGCGUGUGCUGAAUGCCUUGGCAUACACACCGCUGAGAGACGUGAUUGGGCGCGUGUAUCCGUACUGGGCCAUGACAGCUGAGCAGAGCGCCGCGGUGACUGGGGCUCUGGAUAGGAUGCUACCGAAAGGAGACAUCACGCCGAGAUACAAUCUUGUUGGCGGUGCCGAGCUCCUGCCUACCCUCGAUCAAUCAAGUCAAACGUGUCAAGCGGUUGUCAGCAUGUCCCUGAGUACAGAUGCGAAAGGUGUCGAAGAUACAGUGUCAUUGGUGGUACCUGUCGGACCCAACUUGAAGUCAAUGGAAACUCCAGCGCUCGCAGUACCAAAUGUCGGAGACAGUUUCCCGAACUUCGGAGACACGUUCAUCGCCACCCCCGCACACGUACAGGUGCUGUCGGAUAUGGUGGUUGACCACUCUCUGGGCAGGGAUCUCUGUUUAGUAGGCGGCAAGGGCGAAGGAAAGAGCGUGCUAGCGAGAGCGUUUGGAGCGUAUCUGGGGUAUCAGACCGAAACCAUUCAGUUGUUCAAAGACAUGACCGCCCGUGAUCUGCUGCAACGGAGGAGCACGUGCGCAGUGACUGGAGAUACCACGUGGCACGACUCGCCCAUCGUCACAGCGGCUCUGAGUGGCCAGUUGGCUGUGCUGGAUGGGCUGCACCGCCUGCCGUUCGACACUUUGGUGGUGCUGCAUCGAUUGAUCUACGAUCGAGAACUGCAGCUCUUCGAUGGCGUCAGACUAGUCAGCCAGAAUCGAUACAGGACUCUGAAAGAGCGUUGUCAUGGCAACCAAGCCAGCCUGGCGCAGCUGGAGAACAUCGUGCGCGUCAUCCACCCUUCAUUCCGCAUUGUGGCGCUUGCUAAUCCUGACACAGGCAGCAGCAGUAAGAAGUGGCUGCAAAGCGAGACUCUGCCUCUCUUCAGCUUCCAUAGGGUAUGGUCGAGAAUACUGGACCGCCCCUGGGCGCUGCACAGUCUCAAUGGGGAAGGUUAUACCGAGAGCGCUUACUUGGAUCUGGGGUUCAUCCCCACCACAGUGGACGCGGAGCUGUCGCGUGUGCCUGUGAAUACGCAAACAGUCAGCGAAGACUUGGAUGGGAGAGUAUCCUCGAGUAGUGUGUUGGUGUCGGUCCUACCUUCCAGCCAGCUCUUCAAAGUCACGCCUUUGACUGGGGAUUGUGUGGGCUACACAUUGCCUGACGUAUUCCGAGGGCCGCCUGUGCGGAUGCAGUUGCUAUAUGCACGGCCCAAACAAACAGAUCUGAAGCUCGCCUCCCCGACAACUGGGUCCAAUUUUGGUGUUUACGAGAUAGGCAAACCCGAUUUUCUCGUUUUGGAUUUAGAGACCGAAAGAUGGUCGCACUUUUUUGUAGAGGAUCUGGAAGGAAAUCCCGAAGCCGUGGCCAGUGUCAAAUCCUUAAGCGCCAACAUGCUAUCGAUUACCACUACUGGAGGCGGUAUUGUGAUGCUCGACACCGAAACUAAAGAGAUGCGAACUUUGGCCCAACCGUUGGGCGAGUGGGAAGACUCGGUCGUGGCAACAGAAUUGGCCGCUCCGCAUGAGACAUACGGCGCUUGGCUCGAACCCAUUCAGGGCCGUCUGCAUUCUAGUGUGACUUCGGGGGAUUCAAGUAGCGCGUCACCGCGUACCUUUGUCACACACAAACACGACAUCUCCAGCGCGGACUUGCCGCCCGCAUGGGACGGAGCCACAUUCCUUGCACUACACACACACGGAAUGCCCCAAAGUAAUAUGCAGGGCACAGUCUCUGCGCUGAUUGGUUCGCCCGACAAGGUCAGCGUCGUCGACCUGGCAUCCAAUCAUCUGCGGUAUCUAAAUAUAGCAACCAAUGGGAACGAACAAAAUCUAACUGAGGGCAAGGACACCCAAGAGGAUCCGUUGGCUGGCCUGAGCCCACUACCAUGGUUACAUCAGCAGAUGGGACAGGUAGUGACUGUGCAGCGGAGUGGAUAUGUGCGCAUGUGGGAAGUCGACGAGGAUGUGUUAAAGGAUGGGCUCGACACUUGGAUGACCAUGAUGGGAGUGCAGCACAACCAGCCACUAACACUCAGCAUCACCGAAGAAGAACCCGAACACAACAUACACGGCAAGGAAUCAUCUGUCUCUAAUCCGAAAAACCGCUCUAAAAUGGGAGCCAUGCCUGGCGCUGGACGAACGGGCGGUGGCGGCGAUGAAGCACAGAAAGGUGGCGGAGGUGGUGGGGGUGGAGAAGGUGGUGCCAGUGGUACAGGGGCUGGUGGAGGCGAGGGCGCCGACAAAAAAAGCGACGGCUUUGGAGGCUAUCAGCGCGACGACAGUGGACAAAUCCAAUUGGACGAGACCCACGAUGCUGCCGAGGUACAGGAAAUGGCUCUCAAAGCUCUUGACCCAGAGGUUCGGAAGCAGUUGACGAAGAUGAAGAAAACAAAGAACAUUCACGGGAGGUACCAGAACAUUCUCGAAGUGGUGCAAAGGCCCAUCAAGCAGCUGCGGGUGGUGCUGGAAAGCGUUCGCGCGAAAGAGAAGGAGCGAGAGUGGAUUAACAACCAGAACCAGGGCGACCUGGAUGAUGCCAAACUACUAGACGGUCUUCUGGGUGAAGAGAACAUAUACAAACGACGGGGUGAGCCAGAUCAGCAAAUGGGACUGCACCAAGCCAAACCCAAGCGGAUGGCAUUUGUAGUGGACCUUUCUGCGUCUAUGUCUCGUUUCAAUGACUGGGAUAAGCGGUUAGAUAGGCUUGCCGAUGCGAUGGUUAUGGUAAUGGAGAGUCUCGCUGGCUCGGAGCACAAAUACCACUACUCCAUUGUGGGACAUUCCGGAUCCACUCCGACCAUUCCAUUGGUGGCCUAUGGUAAACCACCGGCCAAUGAGAACGAGCGAAUGGAUGUUGUCAGCAAGAUGUACGGAUACGCCGGAGGAUCCGUGAGCGGUGAUAAUACGCUCAAUGCGGCACGUAUAGCUGUGGAAGAAGUGACAGCCGAGGAAGCGGAUGACUACUACGUAUUUGUCGUAAGCGACGCUAACGUCGGUCGAUACGACAUCACUCCCACCACGUUUGGGGCCAUUCUCUCCAAGGACGAACGGGUCAAUGCGUACGCCAUUUUUAUUGCCGAAAGGGGUGCAGCCGAUUAUCUUAUCAAUGGGCUUCCCUUCGGUCAUGGAUUUGUGUGCGAAGAAACCGAAACGUUGCCCACAGUGUUCAAAGACAUAUUCACGCGUGCUACAAUGGAUGACUGAUGGAGCCGCGGCCAUCUCAUUGAAUUCGUACAUCACACAAAUACUAGUGAGUGGGUGAGAAACUAUAAUAUAUAAUUGGUAUAAAUGAAUUUGCCUGGGGAGGUUACACAGAUAUGCGAAGUUGCCACAGAAAACCUGAGUUGAUUUGAAAAUGAGAAGCGAGCACUAGCACUUUGAGUUUACACGCUUGUACAGAAG